Molecule: messenger RNA, 702 nt
Organism: Chenopodium quinoa (quinoa)
Lineage: Eukaryota; Viridiplantae; Streptophyta; Magnoliopsida; Caryophyllales; Amaranthaceae
Product: glucan endo-1,3-beta-glucosidase-like
Exons: 4
Coding region: 100-444 (114 amino acids)
Source: RefSeq, a predicted model, not a curated record
CUCACAUCUCAGCUCUUAUCAUCUAAUACAUUCUCCCAAGAAAACGAACCUACAUCUCUAUAUUACUGCUACUAAUAGCUUCAGUACAGAAAGAAAGAAAUGGCAAAAUCUACUUUCUCUCUCCUCUUUCUCAUUCUGCUGUUCUCUGUUUCAGGUCAAAUGUUUGCAAUGGCUAAUAUACAGGAAACAUGGUGUAUAGCAAAGCCAUCUUCAGAUGAUGCAACAUUAUUAGCAAACAUAAACUAUGCUUGCUCUCAAGUAGAUUGCAGUGUUCUUCAUCAAGGGUGUCCUUGUUUUUCUCCUGAUAAUCUAAUAAAUCAUGCUUCUAUUGCUAUGAAUCUUUAUUAUAGAGCUAAGGGUUGCCAACAGUUGAAUUGUGACUUCAGGGGUUCUGGACUCACUGUCAUCACUAAUCCAAGUUAUGGAAAUUGUCUCUACCAUUAGAAAGAAAUCUCAUAUACGACUUCCAGUGGAAGGGACUUAAAAGGAAGAAUAUUUGUGGAUUUUUGGUCAAAUUUUGGUUCGUAUAAAUUGAUAAUUUUUGUAACAAGGCGAGACUCUUUUUACUAGCUUCAACUGAAUAUGAGAUAAAUAAGUAACUUAUCUCUACCAUAAAUACCAUCAAUUUUUGUAGUGUUUUUUUAAGUGAAAAAUUACAUAUUAGUUAUGAGUGGAAUGCCCAUAUGAUACUACUCCGUAUGA